AUGUCGCAACACCGGCAGAGCCCCUUCACGGUGAUCCUGGCCGUCGUGGUCGGGCUCGCGGCCGGCUUGUCGCUGAGCUUCUUCGAGGUCCUCGGCUCCGGGACCCCCGCCGCAGCCAACUUCGCCGUCGCCAGCAUCGCCGUCAACGCGUCCAAGCCGGCGGCCGCAGCGACAGGCGCGGCGGCGCCCGCGGGCGCGGGCGCGGGCGCCGGAGGCGCGUUGGUGACCGAGUACCCCCAUAUCAAGGCCGUGACGGCCGCCUUGGACUGCCAAAACACGCUGCUCCCGGCGCGCAACAUGUCCGACGCGUUGCUAUACAUGGAGGGGAGGAUCCCCUUGGUGCUGGACCCGGCCAGCAAGGGUAUCAUGGCUUGGAUCACCGGCAACGAAGGCGAGCGCGCCGUCCACGACGUGUUCACGCGCUUGUUCUCGGAGGGCUGCGCGCCGGCCGGCGCCGCCGCGGGCGGCAAGGCGCCCGGGCUGUUCCUCGACGUCGGCGCCAACGCGGGGUUCUACUCCCUCAUAGCGGCCGCCUACGGCUGCCAGGUCCUCGCGUUCGACCCUCAAAAGGUGUGCUCCGACCUCGUGCGCCGCAACUUCUGCCUGAACCCCGGCCUCCCCGGCGUCGCCGGCAGGCGCGUGGCCGUCGUCAACGCCCCUGUGUCCGACGUCGCGACCACACUCAACCUGUCGGUCCCCGCGGCGUGCGAGGGCGUGUUCUUCGUCCCGUGGAAGAACGACACGCCGCCGAGGGUGCCCGUCGCGGAGACGUACCAGCGUGCCAGCGUGUCGCUUGACGGCCUGUUGCUCAAAGAGACAAGCGCCGAGGUGUUCGUUCUGAAGAUCGACACGGAGGGCUACGAGCUGCCUGUGAUGAAGUCCAUUUCGGGCCUCUUGGCCACGCGCCGCGUGCGUCACAUCUUGGUCGAGGUCACGCCCGUGUUCUGGACGCGCGACGGCGUGCCGCGCGCCGACAUCUACGCAGCUUUCCUGCCGCUGCUCGGCUACGGGUGCAGGAUACAGCGGGUGCUGGACAUCGCGGCCAACUCGACGGCAUUGCUGGACACUGCCGAGAAGCUGCGGGAGUACCUGGUCGUCCGAGACUACAUUCAAGAGGACGUCCUUGUAACAUGCCCGCCGGCCUGA
Molecule: messenger RNA, 1146 nt
Organism: Monoraphidium neglectum
Lineage: Eukaryota; Viridiplantae; Chlorophyta; Chlorophyceae; Sphaeropleales; Selenastraceae
Exons: 1
Coding region: 1-1146 (381 amino acids)
Source: RefSeq, a predicted model, not a curated record